AUAAUUAUUGCUAUAAUGUGGUCUUUGCAGUUAGUAGAAAAGGAUCCAAACAAGGCGAUUCCACUGUUCUGGGCUGCUAUAAACAGUGGAGACCGAGUUGACAGUGCAUUGAAAGACAUGGCUGUUGUAAUGAAACAACUGAAUCGAGCUGAAGAGGCCAUUGAGGCAAUAAAAUCUUUCCGCUAUUUAUGCUCUAUGCAAGCACAGGAGCCUCUUGAUAAUGUUCUUCUUGACCUAUACAAGAAAUGUGGUAGGAUAGAUGAUCAAAUUGAAAUGCUGAACUUCAAGCUGAAGAUGAUUGAUGAUGGGCUAGCAUUCGGCGGGAGGACAACAAAAUUGGCAAGAUCUCAAGGAAAAAAGAUUCAUGUUUCCCUUGUGCAGGAAAAAUCCAGGUUGCUAGGGAAUCUUGCUUGGGCUUACAUGAAAUUAGAUAGCUACAUGGAAGCAGAAUCACUUUACCGGCAAGCACUGGCAAUAGAACCAGAUCAUAACAAGCAGUGCAAUUUAUCUAUCUGCUUGAUGAAGACAGGAAGGAUAGCAGAAGCCAAAUCCCUACUACAAGACCUCAAAGAGCCAUCUAGAGAAGUGCCAUUCACCAACAGCAGUAAUGAAUCCUACCUUAAAUCCUUCGAACGGGCUUCUGAGAUGCUUGCGACACUUGAGUCGCAAUCGGAACUCCAUGCGAAGUUUGAAGGACUGCAACUUGAGGGGCAUAAUAUAACUGCCACAGCUUCAAAUCCUGCAAAUGACAGAAAGAGUGAAGAUUUCAAUGACAAGAACUUGUUGAAUGGGCUUUCUUCACCUUCAUCAGUUAGGAAAUGGCAGAGAGAACCUGUCGGUCAGGGAGUUCCCUCACUACGUUCCUGCAGUUGGAAAUCUCCAAAUUUUGUCACUCCUUCAUCGGAGACAAGAAAGGGAAGGUGGGUCAAAUGGCCAGGUUACGAAGAAGCAUCUGCUGAUAUUUGCAAGCAAGGAUGGAAAUCCUCUUGUAACAAAGCAUUGUUUUCACCAGCAUCUGUGGAUGGAAGCCCAAAAUUGGAGCCCGAAGAAUCAUUGACCAUUUCGAAAAUGGUAGUCGAUGAAGAGCAUUCUGUAACAUCCAUCAAGAACCAUGCUACAGCAUUUGAGAAACCUUUAACAGUUCUUGAAACAAAGAAGUAUCCAAUUGAAGAUAACAGUCCAAAGCCGGAGUUAACAAGAGAACCACCAACUCAUAUUGGAAUUUUGCAACCCAAAGCACUAAAAGGACCGAGUAAUGAUGCUUUAUCAGCUAUGGCUGGUACGAAUAUGAUCCCAAGAUCUGAAAACCUGGUCAUGGGAAGCAGGAGACAACUGGCAGAUGCCGUCAAAGAGGAAGCUGAUUGUCAAAGAUGGAAGAAAGAACAAUCUCAUAGCUCAGAUAAUAUAUCAGCUACUGGCAGUAAAAACCUGAAUCCACCAGCAAAAGAUUGUUUGUUUACAAAUGGAGAAAGAAGAACAAAGGCAAACCAUGUGAUGGAUAAGUGUACAAUUACAUCUGAUACUUUGGUUCCCAAACCACUGGUUCAGCCACUUACAGCCAAUGGAAACAUAUCAGCAAAUGCAUCAAGCAAGGAAAGUGGUAGCAGCAUGAAAGCUUCAGAAAAUAAGAAUCAGGAGUCACAAAGCUAUGAAAAAGGCAGUCAGAGAUGCAAUGACAUUGGUGAAGAAAAAGUUUUCUCUGGGAUUAUGAAAAUGGGACAUCCUCAGAACCUUGAUUUGGAUAAUAAUUCAGCAUUGAUAACUGAAAGCAUGAAACCUGCUGAAGAAGAUCCCUGUAUCUUCACUAGUGGCAGAAAGCACUUUGGAGAGCCUGCAGCGCAGGGCUGCAGUGCUGAUGUUCAUAUUCUAGAGCCAGAGAUACCAAUCCAAUCACCCAACCAAGUAAGUUUUGGCAGCUUUCAGAUUCGAGGAUCUGAUGUGUCCACAUAUACUGGGAGACAGAUAGAAACCCUUGAGGAGAAGUUUCCCCAAGGAGUUUCAAAGAAUGACAACUCACUGAAUUCUGACAAUGCUUCAGCCCCCAUCGACAAAAUUCCAAAGUUUAGAGGUGACAAUCCACAUUCAUAUGGUGGUAACAGAACAUGGGCUGACAUGGUAGAAGAAGAAAAAGAAGAAAACUUGGCCAAUGAGAACUUAAGCAUGGAUACAGUAGCUGAUCAUGCAAUUGGAAGCUGUGAAAAUUCAUCUGAAGGACAUUUUAAGACACCUCCAGCCUCAAACAGCAGAAAAUCUUGGGCUGACAUGGUAGAGGAAGAAGAAUACUUGGCUAAUGAGAUUCUAAAUCAUAGUGCUGCGAUUGGUAGCCACAGCAGAAGCGUUAAACAAGCAUCCACGGAGCAACCAGCAUGCAAAGGAUUCCCAGAUGAAAAUGUGAACUUUAUCAAUAUUGUCAGAUCCACUCCUCGCCAGCAGAACCAUGCUGCAAGGUUCUGCCAAAAGCUUAGUAUGGUGGAUAUGAAGGAAGGGUUAGAAAGUGGGAGCAAAACACCAAGAAAGAAUUCGUUAGCUCGGCGAUCUCUCUCAUUUGAUCAGCAGCCAAUGUGGGAUCUUUCUAAGGAUUGCUUCCUAGAGGCUGGCCUCCAGGAUUCUCUUCAUAUGGUGGCCAUGGGAAGCUGGUCUAAUUGUGAAAUGAAUUUGAAGCGAGCUAAGCGGCACAACAGACUUCGAGUUUUCCAGGAAAUUACACUUGACAACAAUGCAAGAGAUUGAACAUAGGUGGAAUCAAAUUCAUUAGCAACAAGGGAUUUGGUGACUUUGUAUGUUCUGUCUUCACUAUUGUUUCCUAAGUUUUUUCUUCUUUGAUGCAUGAACUGUGAUACUUGAAGAACCUCCAUUUUCUAAUUCUUUAUUUUACUCAAUUGUGAUUAGCUUGAAUUUGAAACAAUUUUAAAUUAUCUU
Molecule: messenger RNA, 2919 nt
Organism: Phoenix dactylifera (date palm)
Lineage: Eukaryota; Viridiplantae; Streptophyta; Magnoliopsida; Arecales; Arecaceae
Molecular function (GO): protein binding
Source: RefSeq, a predicted model, not a curated record